GAAGACAGAGGGGAGGGGGCGCAGGAGAAGGGGGAACUUGAGUGUCGUACGCAGUUGCACAAUGUUCAUCUUCACGGCUCCAUCAGUGCACACGGAAAAGCUCACGCAACAUCCCUGCGAUUAGCGUUUUCGGAGCUCAGUGCGCGCACUCAAAAAAAAAAAAAAGAAAGAAAGAAUGAUCUUGGAGCAUAUCUCGCUGUGAUUAUAGAUCAUCGAUCAUAUCUUCUCACAGCCCGGGCCAGGAAUAUAAUGAGAGAAGGCAGCCCCAAUUUGGACAUUUUUACAUUUUUUGAUUUACCAUCACUUAUCUGGAUCUGUCAUACUCUCAAUUUUAAAUCUCAAUAGCUCUGUUUCUUAUUCAAAGUCCAAAUGGAUAAAAAAAAGAAGCCGGAUUUACCUAGGCCAACAGCAGAGAGAGCAAGAAUGUCUGAGGGGACAGAGGGUAAAAAAACCCCAAGAAAGACCAAAUCAGACGACCUGGAUUUCUUCUUUGAAGAAACUGAUGGCAGAGAUAACCAGCUGCAUGAUUUAACAGUUAAAGAGGCUGACUGUUCAGAGGGUAAUAUGAAAGCGAAGAUCAGACCUGCUGCAAAACGAACCAAGAAACCCCCAAAGAGCCUCGAGAACUUCAUAUGUCGUCCUUCUGUUCGAGUUUUUCAGAGGCCUGAACCUUUGGGGCAAAGUGUCUGCAAACGAAGGGAUGGGAUAAGUGCUAAAACUAGAUGCUACAGUCAGUUAUGUCACCCUGUUCAGAAGAAAUGCAACACUGACUCAUUGGUAACAAAAGACAAUACAGCUAUGACAAAUACUGAUCCAUCAGCACUUUCUUCCUCCUCUCUCAUCACUUCUGGUAUCAUGUUGCCUCCUUCAAAUUCUCCUACUACAAGGGCAGCUAAAAAGGUUCUCCCUAAACAAAAUAAGAAGACAGAUUUAAAGUCAAAUAUAACACUACAGGAAACCCCACAGUCAUCCAGCAAACUGUCAAUUUCUCACAAGAUAAUGCUCAAUACUCAUAUAAAGCAGCCUCUCUCCUCAAAACAUCCUCCAAAUUCCACCUCUCAACAGGACUCCAGCUCACAAGAGAGCAUUAACGUUCUUAAUGAGGACAAUACACAGCAAGGUCAAGCCAGUCCAAACUCCAGUUAUGGAAAUCCAAAUGAAUCCAAUUUACAUAUUGUGUCAUCUAAACUAACAUCCUGUUUUCCAAGAAAGGUCUCAGAAUGCAAUGAAAGUAAUUCAGAAAUGCAAUCAAAUAUGUGUUUGAACACAAAGAAGGGUGUGGGUUGUGUGGAUGAUCCCAGCCAUGCUAAUGUUAGAAUAUUAACUUCUGAAAAAAGUAAGCAACAAAAUAGCUCCACACAAGAGACAAGUACUUGUCCAAAUGACCUGCCAGAACAUCCCACGUCUUUCCAUGUAACUGAGUCCCUAUCGUCAUGUAAGUGCUUGGACACCACAUCAGACCUGUCAGAGAAUAGUAGAGGAAGCAAAGGGCAAAAUGAAAAUAAAAACACAUGUUGGACUUCAGAAAUAACAAUGAAAUUCCCUAAAAAUCCUGUUUCUGAACACAAAAAUUAUAAUAGCACAAAUGACUUGGCUAAUGAUGAGCAUGGAAAGCAUAGCAAGCUUUGUACAAAUCAAGGACAAAUGGAAGUACAGUGCUUGACUAACACUAACGCCUGUCUAGGUUCUACAAUAAAUCCUCAAGUAUCUUCCAGCCCAGUUAAAUGUCUGAUGGAUGGCUUAUCUUCAAACAGCUGGGAAGACAAAAGACUGUCAAAGAAACGACAUGUCAGAAGUCUUCGUAGCAGUAAGAUUGCAAACGUGGACAACGAGGUUAAUCAUAGUCCUGUUGCCUAUAAAAUACUACACAGUGGUUCACAAAAUGAAACUCCAUUCCAUAGUUCUUCAGAAUCAUUGUCCUCACCUCAGUGUAAACAAAAUCCAGUUGGACAACCUCCCAAGUCCCCUCAAAACGUAAAAAAUUGCAGUUCCGAAAUUUCAUCCCAAAAUAAUCCACCAUGUAGGAAAAGAGGGAGACCAAAAACCAAAUUAGGUGUGGGAGUUCAGGCAAACAAUUCUCAAGUGUCUGUUGUUAAUCCUCCAAGUGAUCAAAACCCAGAAGCCCUAGAGCCAGAACUUGAUAUGAAGCAGUCAAGGCCUAUGGCAAGAAAACGUGGGCGUCCCAAACAGUCUUUUUCUGUCCAAGCACUGGAAACUCAGCCAACAUUAAUCUCUAAGAAACAGGAUUCUGGAGACCUCCAUAUUACUUACACAGACAAAGCAAGAAACAUUCAAAAGUGCAAGAAAAGCAAGAGAGUAAUAAUGAAGACAAUAAUUGGAAAGAUCAAUAAAAUGAAAGUGAAUAGAAAAGAUCAAGUGCUUACACAGAUUCUGUUAGGGCAGAAGCAAUGCGACAGUAAAGAUAUUUCUCAAGAAGGGACAGAACGAGAUGCGUGCAGUCCAGAUUCUACUGCAACACACUCCUUAUCUUCUCUUGUAUCAUCUUUUGGAGGCAAACUUGGUUCUCAAAUCAAUGUCAGCAAAAGAGGAACUAUCUACAUGGGAAAGAGGAGAGGUCGCAAACCGAAAAGCCAGACAACCUCCAAUAUUUCCUCACAGAAAUCUCCACAGAUGUUCCCAGACAACCCGGCUUUUAAUCUUAAAUCUGCUUUUGCGCAGUCAUCAUUAGACACGCAAACUAUUCCUUUAUCAUGCUUCUCUAGCACAUCUAAAAAUUUUACCUCAUCAUUAUCUGGGAGUAGUUCACAGAUACAUUUCAGUACCCCAAAAGUCAAAGCAACUUCCUUUAAACAACUCAGUGAAAAUUCCCAGGCUUGCUGUGAAGCAACAUUACAAUGUAACAGUGGGGAAGGAAUUAAUGAUAACACCACAUCAGACGGGGGUGAGAGGAGCAACAGGUUGGAUGAUGGCAUUGGAUUUUGCUCAGCAUCACCCACAGGCUCUAUGUUCACAAUGUCUGGUGUUCCUGGGAGCAGUUCUUUUGAGGGUAGACCAAAGUCUCUUUCCUCCUUGCCUUCAGAGCGCCUUUUUUCUUCUCAUUUACCAUUAGUCUCUGGAAGGCAACAAGAUUCUAGUCACUUAUUGACAUUUGCUGACCAAGAGGCCCAUAAGUUUAAAUGCCACAGGAAGGGUCAUCACUGCCUUAGUCGAGAAAAGCUUAGAAGACAUAAAUAUAAAUGCAAGAAGAAGUAUAUACAACUCAAGGCAAAACACCAAGAUCCAGACUUCCUUGCUGAUAUUGAUGACUUAGUUGUCAGAUUGAGUAAGAUUCGUAUUGUGCAGCGUAUCACCCGAACAAAGCUUACUGAUGAUGGUAAUGCAACCGGAAGAAAUGGGCAAAAGGGCAAAUGUCAAUCCUAUGAUUUGCAGUGCCUACAAGAAAAAGUUCACCCCCCAGCCAUGUUUCAGAUUAACCUUAGUGGCUACUAUUCUCCACAUUCUGCCCUGUCCUGUGAACCUCUUCAUUACGUUAGAAUGGCAAAUAUGAGAAGGAAACAUGGUUGCUCCUCUGAGCCAAAUGAACAAAUUGUUACACAUUUCCCUGUGAUGCAUAAACUUGGAUACCCAUACCCAGGUGGUGGAUUUAUCCACCCAUCCUACAAAGUGCCAUUUACAACCACCUCACUUGGUUUUGGACUCUGUCGAGGAUACCCAUCCAGUACAUUAUAUCCACUACCUUUUCCACCGUCAUAUAUGCACCACUACUCUAAAAACCCAAUUAUCAGCCCAUCUAAGUUCCACAAAAAGAGGACCAAGUUACCAAGGCAAGAGUCUGCAGUUUGGGGACAGAACACUUUUGGAGCAUAUCCUAGGACGACCUCACACUCCUCCUGUGACUGUUUCAAUACAGAAAGUGGGCAAAGGCAGAAGCAGAAAGAGAAAGGCAAAGGAAGGCGGGAUAAACAUAGUAUGAUGACAGAAAGACAGCAUGGAAAUGAUGCAUGUCUUUGGCUUAAUAAAUUCACAAAAGACAAUGAGAAUUCUGGAGGCUGUUCAUUUAACUCCCCCUCUCCAGUUUUCUCACAAAUCCAACAGAAAGACAAUUCCUUUCCUUUUUCACGUUUAAAUCCAUCAAACCUGGGGCAGGGAGGAGAAGUAAGCUGGUCAGAGCAUCAGCCACCAUGGGGUCUUGGCAACAAUAGCCUAAACCAGCCCUCACUUGAAAAAACACUUGAAAUCAAUUCAGUGCUCCACGAGAAUACUUUGAAAGGUCCAGAGACUGAUAUAAACUCAAAAUCAGCUCAGCAUUUACAUAGAAGAACUGAGUCUUGCUUAAAAGUGCCUACACUUAUUAGCAGAACUCCAAGUCAGAAAAGGAUCAUGAAGUCAAGAAAGACUAGAGGACUGGCACCUGUGAAAGAGUUAUCUUCUGGAGAUAAGAGAACACCAGGUAGUGAUCAAGCUGGAAUUUUUUCCAAAAAGCUUCAGUGCAGUAAUUCUUCAUCAUCCAAAGAUCCAGAAAAGAUACCAAGGGAGCUAAACAGGUUUAAAGCCAAAAGGAGGCUUCUGAAUAAGCAUAAGUCAAACCAUUUUCGCCGAACCUUGCCUCUUUUAAGGGAUAAUCAUGCACAACCAGUAGCUAGAAGUGCCCCUUCUACAAGUGCUAAAGUACAACAUUUGAGUCCACCAAAGCCUCCAAAUUCUGAGGGACAGGAGGUUACAGAUUGCAACGAAGAAAAGAAAAGAGGACCAGGACGACCAAGGAAGAGUCUUAAACUCUCUUCUCCAUCAUCUUUACAUUCUGUUCCUGAGCUGUCCUCCUCUUUGACUAUAGAAAAGGCAACAGAGGAAGACAACAAUAACAGUGAUACAGUGCUGGAAGUCAUUGAGCUUGUCAUUCAAGGAGAACAGAGAAGUGGGAAAAAGAGGAAACUCGAUGAAUGUCUGGAAGAUGGAGAUCAGGAUGAGAAUGAAGAAAAAGAUGUGACUGAGAGAUCUCCCACUCAUUGCCAUAUGUGCUCGGCAUCCAUUGGUACAUCACCUAGUCAGGUUGAAGACAACCGACAGGAGCAUGCUAUAGACUCACUACCCAAUAAGAAGUAUUUGUGGGCAGGUCUUUAUUCAGAUGAUUAUAAAAUGGAAAACAUUCCUGAUCAGCCUCAUCAGCUUAAUUUAGAGAGUCUAGAGUACAAUCCAGAAGAGCACCAGUAUGGCUUGCUUCCUGCACCUCUGCAUGUGGGAAAGUACCUAAGAGUGAAACGGAUCAACUUUCAGUUGCCCUAUGACAUCCACUGGCAAUGCGCACGCAACAAGCUAUUUGAAAAACCUGUUAAUCUACCACAGGCAACACCGUCAAACAGUUCCUGUAACCCCCCGAACAGCAGUGCGUCUCAGUCCUGCUCUGACGAUUUCCUCAAUACAACGCUCAGUGAUGAUGAGAGUCAAUCCUGUGAUACGGCCAGUCACUCACAUGUAUACGAGGAACCCCAUGAGAGCCAUCAUCACCUCAAACAACAGGAGGAAAACAGUGACAAUGAGAACUUCCCCUCAACCUUAUCUAGUGAGGAGAGAAGUUUUGUAAUGAAACAUGGUGUCUUCCUGGUGAGAAAUUACGAGAAGAUGAAGGCAAGACAGGCGUUUCUUCUGAGAGAGGGCAUGAGAGAGCAAGAGAAAGAAACGGAUGAGGACAAAGAGAGUGCACAGCAGAGUGAGGGUAGAGGCCUUGGAGAGGAUCCAACCAUCAAGUCAGGUCUAGGAGUUUGUGUAGUUGUUGGCGACAUGUGCAUGUGCCCGACUGAGUGGAUGUCAUGUUCUAAAGAAGGGGAGCAUGUAACUUUCAAGAGCAAAAAUCUCUCACACACACUUCAAGAAAUCUGGGAGAGGACUGUUCGUUUUAAGGGAUCAUCUGGACAAACUCUUAGUGAUCCUCUCCUUAACCUGUGCUCUAGAAAAAGGUCUGAUUCUGCUCUGAUGGACCUCAGCAUGGUGCAAAAGCAACUCCAGUCAGGACACUAUGAGAGCCUGGCUGCCUUCCACUCAGACAUGCUGACUGUAUUCCACUGUGCAGAGAAAUACUACGGUUCAGAAUCUUCAGUCGGUCGGGAUGUGAGUCAGCUGAGGGCCAUAUACCACAGAGCUCACCAGGAAGCCUCAGCCCACAUCAGCAACUUCCUGUAAGGGUUAAGAAGCCACGCCCACACACCUUACCUUCCAGGGCAUAUUGUGGUUGUGGUUGUGACCAUGGUAACACACAGGCAUGAUGGGCCUUCAAGAACAGGCAGAUGAUGCCCUUCAAUACCAAAGACCUGUUGUGUGGUGCGCUUACGUAGGCACUGAGUGUUAAACAGCCCUGCUGGAUGGAAUGCUUGCUGAGGAAAAGAUUACGACUCAGAGAUUCAUAUUUAUUCGAAAAGGGUGGACAAUUCCCUGAGAAGAAAAUCUAAAAAAAAAAAAAAAACACUUCUCCAUUCCAUUUCUUCCAAUUUUAUAUCCUGUCGGUUGCCUUGUUCAAAUACGUCUUCAGUAUUAAAUUACAAAGAAAAAAAAAAGCAUGGGGUGCAUGAAGCUUUGGGGAUGGGAAAUGCUGAGGUAUUUAGUUCAACUUUGGCCAAGGACAUAAACAAUCAUACUAAAUCUAUUUUAAAAUUGUAAAUAAUUUAAUGUUUUUUUAUUUAUAAUGUGUUUUUCUUUAUGUUUGUAUAUACAUUAUUUGCCUUGCCAAUGACUGCACAUAGUACCAGUGAUAUGAUUUAAUGUGAGAUGUGCCUAGUAAUAAGCAAUAAUUGGAAAGCAAUAAGCUACUUUUUUUAUUAUUGUGAUUGUACUACUUUGAAACUCCUUUAUGCUGCCCUCUAACUUUGCACACCAGCCUGAGAGGUGAUGUUGGGCAUUUUCCUAAUUACAUGAAACUUGAUAGAGAUUUAAUUCUUUAGGAGGAAAAAUAACGUAUGCUUUGGCAUGGGUUGGGACCCUUUUUACCAUAAGCGCCAAACAAACACAAAGAAGCAUACAGUCCUGUGCUAAGCAUACAGAUUCUAAUAAACUUCCAAGAAAACGUUUCCCUUUUUUGUACAGUCUCCACAGUACUGGCAAAGCAAAAGUAUUUCUAUUCCCAGCUUUGUUAAUCUAUGCUAGCAUUUAUUGCUGGCUAGUUUCCAGUUUCCACCAGGGCUUGGCGCAAGCUUUUUUUUUCCCCCUGCUGGGACAGAAUCAUUGCUUCUCAAAAUGUGUCUUUACAUUUGAUUUUCAGUGAAGCAUUUCGAUCAUUACAAAACACACUGCAGACCCAGAGUUCUGACCAGAUGCAAAUUUAUUAAGGUAUUUUAGCUCUAUUUUAGCUUUUUCUAAACAUCAUAUUGAAAAAAUUAGCUUUUUAAAAAAUGUAGGCAAGUCCUACUCAAAAGCCUUAAAGUACAUGGCAAUUGAAUAGUAUUUAAAUACGUUUAUGUAUUUGAAUGAAUAAGGGAGAGAGAAAUAAUGCACAGCUCAUCAGCUGCCACAACUGAAUGAAAAUUGUUCUCAAAUGUACAAAUGAAUAAUUUAUUUAAAUGCUUCCAGUCAUUUGUGUACAUUGUCAUUUUUCUCCAAUUUACCAACAAUAUAAAUAUAUCUUCAAAAAGUAAACUAAUUGCUAUUAGGGUCCAAUUGUAUAUAUAUAUAUAUAUAUAUAUAUAUAUAUAUAUAUAUAUAUAUAUAUAUAAAAUCCCAGAAUUAAGUUCAGAACAUGAAAUUUGAUUCCUGCACAAGUGGCCCAUUGUGACUUCCAACUCAAACAAUAGAGAGUGUCAUAAAUGUGUGGUAGCCUGGGGAAAAAUGCUUGGCUGCCACUGAAUUCUGGCAAACAGCCAAAAAAAGAGUUUCAAAUCAACUUUGUUCAACAUUUUUUAUGCCGAAAACACAUUGCUCAGUUUUAGAAGCCAGAAAUAUAUUUUACAAAAACAGUUACAUUAUGUUAUUUACUGUUGUCUUUCUGCAAGAACAAAUUGUGUAAAAAUCCAGUUUAGCAAAUGCAGCUAGUCUUGCUAAAGAUGUCUAAAACAUUUACUAGUUACAUGUGGUUUUCUCACACAGUGAAUAUCAGGUUAUUUGGUAGCUACAGUAUGUGCCAUCGUGAAAUAAUCAGUUCACUUUGUUAUUAGCUGUUAGCCAAAAUGUCCUGAAUUUAACAUUUAAAAAGUUUUCCCAGGUCAUCACACAUAUAUGGCUAAAGAGUCUUAGGAUCCCCACCCCUGAUCUAUGAUGUAGUGGCCACUCAGGAGCUUUUUGUUUAACUGUUUAGUGUUUGUGUUUGAUCUUAAUAAAGCCUCAUUUAUUUCUG
Messenger RNA from Silurus meridionalis, 8278 nucleotides. Its product is annotated as histone-lysine N-methyltransferase ASH1L-like. Gene Ontology annotation, molecular function: protein binding. NCBI's taxonomy places the organism in Eukaryota, Metazoa, Chordata, Actinopteri, Siluriformes, Siluridae. Bases 370 to 6138 code for a protein of 1922 amino acids. The record is from RefSeq and is a predicted model, not a curated record. The transcript is spliced from 16 exons.